AUGACCAGCGAAGAGGCACAACCUUCCCCCACGUCGCAUAGACUGCCCACUGUCUCCGCCUCUCAGGCUCUCCAGAAGCUUCAUGCCCGCGGAGCCCGCACCGUAUCAACUGGCAUCACGCAGCUUGACAAGGUCCUUUCACCGCUGAGCCUUCCGGGCCACGAUGUAUCAGGCGGAUAUACUCGAGGCAAGGUGACUGAGGUCUUCGGCCCGUCAGGUGUCGGAAAGACAGCAUUUGGGAUACAGGCCGCAGUCUCCGCACUGCGCGAGGGGCAACAAGUAAUAUGGGUUGAUGCUGCCUGUGCGCCGUUGGUCAAACACCGCGUUGAGGAGAUACUCACUUCAUACGCCGACAAGAUUCAACCCUCAUACGCCGGCAAGCUUGAACACCAAGAUGAACCCGAUCCAGACUCACCGUCCGAUAAAGCUCCAGAUCGAGUACGCGGCCACUUUCACUACAUGGCUUUGCCAACACUUGCCCACCUCUUGGCACUCUUUGUACAUCCGCCCGCUGCUUUUCUCCCACAAAACACCAGCUUGGUGGUGGUUGACUCUCUCGCGACCCUGGUCGAUAACGCAUACCCCCGCAAUGUAGAUGAUCGCACUGCGAGGAACAAGACAGAACAAUCACGAUGGGCUGCAGGACGCAGAUUCGCCAUUAUCAACGAGCUGAUUGCGACAUUCACCAAGUUUGCAGCAGUGCACGACAUCGCGCUGCUUGUCACAAGCCAGACCAUCACACGCAUAAGAGGGGCCUCGCGUGCAUUGUUGGUACCGGCAAUGGCAGGGGUUGAAUGGGAGAAUGGCGUUUCCACCCGCCUGGUGCUCUUCCGAGACUGGCUUCGACUCGGAAAGGCCAGCGAAAAGUUGGACGCUGAUAAAUUGCAAAGAGCCAGAUUCGUUGGCCUUGUCAAGGCCAAUGGCGUAUCCCUUGCAGAUGAAGGGAGUGUGGGCAAUGUGGUGCCCUUCACCAUUGAAAACACUGGCCUUUGCGAAAUGUCCAUAGCCGCGGAUGAUGUAACUUCUCUGCUUGUCCCAACACAUGCCAGGCCGCUUAAACGACACUUUGCCGAGGUGGAUGAGAAUGCUCCCGAAGAGCCGAAGUCCGACGAGCUCUACGGCUGGAUUGAAGAUGAUGAAGUCGCCACUGAGGGGCUGUUGAUUGAUGAAGCACCCCUCGAGGAUGAAAACGAUGCAGGAACUCGCCUGGAUGUUGUCGCAGAUGGCCACAAGAAGAAGACUGGGCCUGGCUAUUCGACCUGGUUCCAAGCCAUGCCGGUACACCGGAGCUUAUCAGAGGAGCAGUGCAGCGCAGUGCUUACGUCUGGUGUAAGCUCGUGCUCGUAUGCUGCUCUUCAUCUCUCGUCCGAGGGCCCUAGCUAA
Molecule: messenger RNA, 1383 nt
Organism: Pyrenophora tritici-repentis Pt-1C-BFP
Lineage: Eukaryota; Fungi; Ascomycota; Dothideomycetes; Pleosporales; Pleosporaceae
Biological process (GO): meiotic DNA recombinase assembly; DNA repair; reciprocal meiotic recombination
Cellular component (GO): Rad51C-XRCC3 complex; replication fork; Rad51B-Rad51C-Rad51D-XRCC2 complex
Molecular function (GO): ATP binding; ATP-dependent DNA damage sensor activity; crossover junction DNA endonuclease activity
Source: RefSeq, a predicted model, not a curated record